This is a messenger RNA of Rotaria sp. Silwood2, 732 nucleotides long. The record is from the annotation of a GenBank genome assembly. Lineage: Eukaryota; Metazoa; Rotifera; Eurotatoria; Philodinida; Philodinidae.
AUGUCUUCUAAAACAAAUAUUUUCUAUAUAAUAUUGAUUGGAUUUAUAAUAUUAUUAAACAUUGAUAGUUCAUCAUCAGACCACGAAUCACACCAUGAUGAUCAUCAUGAUGAAAGAGGAGCUCAAUGUUUUUCUGGUGAUUCAUUAAUUAAAUUAUCAAAUGGUGAAUAUAAAGAAAUUGGUAAUCUUCAAUCUAGUGAUGAAAUAAUAACUAUUGAUCAAUCAAAAAUAAUUUCAACAGAAAUGAUAGUGAUGUUAGAUAAACAAAUUUCAAAACAAGCAUUAUUUUAUACGUUAAGAACAGAUUCUGGUAAUGAAAUAAGUUUAACAGAAUAUCAUUUAAUCCCAACAAUAAAUUCAAAUGGAAAUGAAAAUUAUUUAUUUGCAAAACAAAUUAAAAUAGGAGAUUAUUUAUUUGUUCUACUUAAUGGAAAAUUAAAAUAUUCUCCAGUAAUAAAUAUAACAAUUGAAAUGAAAAAAGGUUAUUAUGCUCCAUUAACAAUGAAAGGUACUUUAUUAAUAAACAAUGUUUUAGCAAGUUGUUUUGCAAAUGUUAACAAUCAUCAUUUAGCACAAUAUUAUAUGACACCUCUUCGUUAUUAUUAUAAAUUUGCUCGAUUUAUGUCUUUAUAUGAUCUAUUUAAUAUUAAUAAAACUGAAGGUUUACAUUGGACAGUUAAUAUUAUGCUUUACUUCGCACGUUAUUUUAAAUUUGAUGCAUUAUGUUUAUGA